Molecule: messenger RNA, 751 nt
Organism: Gryllus bimaculatus (two-spotted cricket)
Lineage: Eukaryota; Metazoa; Arthropoda; Insecta; Orthoptera; Gryllidae
Source: the annotation of a GenBank genome assembly
AUGGCGAUCGGAACACUCUUUCUGUUCUCCCGCCGCCGGAGAGACGAGGGGGAGGAGGAAGAGGAGGAGGAGGAAGAUGAUGUCUCGGACGCGGAGAGCCUUGGUCAAGCUCCUGCAAACGGAAUCUCCUUCCACGAGGAGGCCAUUCGUCGCCUGGCCUCCAUCUCGACGGGCGUCACCGCACUAAAUGCUGCAAAUCAAAACCUAACGAAUGACUUGAUUGAAGCAAUAUUAAGUGUGAGAGAAGUGAAAGAAGGAAUGGGUGUUGAUGUUUGUAUAGAUAGGGUUCUUUCCGUGGCGAGAGUGCGUAUGGCUGAGUUUGUUUUUUGGAUGGUUUGGAGGGCAGCCUGGUUGCUUCACCGCAUGUUCGUACUGAGCCUAAGAGAGGCCGCCGCAGGCUUCGGGGCCAUGUCCGCUGCCAGCUUGUUAACUGCGGGCCUUGGGCGUUCGCGUCUCUUUUUGAAGGGACCAGGCACUAGUGCUGCCCGAACUCUGAUUAUUAAUUUGAAUGACUAUUCCCUUGACCUAGCGGUAGCUCCCUCAUAGAGAACCGUCACGCCAGCUCUACCUGUGGAACGUCUGGAAAAACGUUGACAGCUAAGAGAUCACGUACCAACCGACAAAUAGCCCUACCUGGGCAGGAAACAUCGACUUAACGUCACUGGGCAAACUGUUCGUUUCUAAAGCGGUUUAUUUGACAUGACGAAAGUUCUUAUUGAACUGUUAUAUCAAUAUAAUGGGAAACACUAAU